GCCCUCUCCCUGGCCCUGCUGCUCGGCAUCGCCGUUGUGGCCCUGGCCAUCCAGUACCGCCGAGAUCCCUCUCACAGCACGUGCCUGACGGAUGCCUGCGUCCGCGUGGCCAGCAAGAUCCUGGAGGCCCUGGAUGUGGAGACGGACCCGUGCCAGGACUUCUACCAGUACUCGUGCGGCGGUUGGAUCAAGAGGAACCCGCUGCCCAAUGGGCGCUCCAAGUGGAGCACCUUCAACAGCAUCUGGGACCAGAACCAGGCCAUCAUGAAGCAUCUUCUAGAGAACGCCACCUUCAACUCCAGCAGCGAGGCAGAGCGGAAGACGCAGCGGUACUACCUGUCCUGCCUCAAAGAGCAGAGGAUAGAGGAGCUGGGCUCCCAGCCCCUCAUGGAGCUCAUCGACAAGAUCGGGGGGUGGAACGUCACCGGCUCCUGGAACCAGAGCAGCUUCAUGGAGGUACUCAAGAUGGUGUCAGGCACGUACCGGGCAACCCCCUUUUUCACGGUGUACGUGGGUGCAGACUCCAAGAGCUCCAACAGCAACGUCAUCCAGGUGGACCAGUCGGGGCUUUUCCUGCCAUCCCGGGAUUACUACCUGAACAAGACCGCCAACGAGAAGGUCCUGGCAGCGUACCUGGACUACAUGGUAGAGCUGGGCACACUGCUGGGGGGUGCCCCGGAGCCCACCCGCCUCCAGAUGCAGCAGGUGCUGGACUUUGAAACCCAGCUGGCCAACAUCACCGUGCCCCAGGCUGAGCGGCGGGAUGACGAGAAGAUCUACCACAAGAUGAGCAUCGCUGAGCUGCAGGCCCUGGCCCCUGCCAUUGACUGGCUGGAUUACCUGUCCUAUGCCCUGGCCCCACUGGAGCUAGUGGACACAGAGCCCGUGGUGGUGUAUGGGGACACCUACCUCCAGCAAGUCUCUGACCUCAUCAACAGCACCGACAGGAGCGUCCUGAACAACUACCUUAUCUGGAACCUGGUGCAGAAGACAGCCUCCAGCCUGGACCAGCGCUUCGAGACGGCCCAGGAGAGGCUGCUGGAGACUCUCUAUGGCACCAGGAAGUCCUGCACACCCCGCUGGCAAACCUGCAUCUCUAACACGGAUGACACGCUGGGCUUCGCCCUGGGCUCCCUCUUCGUCAAAGCCACUUUUGACCGGGACAGCAAGGCCAUUGCUGAGGAGAUGAUCAGCGAGAUCCGGGCGGCCUUUGAGGUGUCCCUGGACCAGCUGGACUGGAUGGAUGAGAAGACCAGGCAGGCUGCGAAGGAGAAGGCGGACGCCAUCUACGACAUGAUCGGCUUCCCCGACUUCAUCCUGGACAACAAGGAGCUGGACGAUGUUUAUGAUGGGUACGAGGUCUCAGAGGACUCCUUCUUCCAGAACAUGCUCAACUUCUACAACUUCUCCGCCAAAGUGAUGGCUGACCAGCUCCGGAAACCCCCCAACCGUGACCAGUGGAGCAUGACCCCGCAGACCGUCAAUGCCUACUACCUGCCCACCAAGAACGGGAUCGUCUUCCCUGCUGGCAUCCUGCAGGCUCCCUUCUACGCCCGCAACCACCCCAAAGCCCUUAAUUUCGGUGGCAUCGGCGUGGUGAUGGGGCACGAGCUGACCCACGCGUUCGACGACCAAG
This is a messenger RNA of Leptosomus discolor (cuckoo roller), 1636 nucleotides long. The record is from RefSeq and is a predicted model, not a curated record. Lineage: Eukaryota; Metazoa; Chordata; Aves; Leptosomiformes; Leptosomidae.